CUGAGUCGACCCUCACAAAUCUAUAUGGAGACGAAUUCUUUGUGCAGCUUGAUAAACCAAUGUCCAAAGCAACUGACGAACAAUUAAAGAAAUUAGCAGUCGACCUUGAGUGGAUGAAAGCCCACGCUGAGGCAUAUGAAAUGGCCUUCAGGACAGAAAAGGAAGAAGAAGUCGUGAAUCGACUUGCACGUAUCUUCAGAUGGCGAGAGCAUUCUCUGCUAGAUACCAUCGAAUUGGACGCACGAUUUGUCGAUGGACCGGGUCUGUUCUCUAGGCCUGUGGCUAGACACAUCGUAGAUUCAGAUCGGCAGCGACUGUGGGCUCGAGCCUCACAGGUUUACCGCCUAGCGAUGAUGGCCUGGGCCCGAAGCGGCGUGGCCAUUUCUAGUUUGCUUAUAUACACCAAUACGACAGGCUGCAGUGUACCGUCUUACGAUAUCACGGUCGGAUUGCCAGGGUUGAUGGAUGCCGGGCUUGCACGAUCGUCAGCCAUUGUUAAAGACUUAGCCUUUAGCUUUUCCACGCGGAUGGACCACGGCUGGGAGCGAUUGGCACAAGUCUAUGGACAGAAGGUGGCAGCAGUUGAGAGGAGGAGGCAACGUUUGCAUUGGCAAGAGAUUCGGGAGGAGAUCGACUGGCAAGAUAUGCAUGGUAUCAUCGCAACAACCGAGGGAGCGGAUUAUACCACGGAUGAUAGUGAUUGGGAUUCGGACACGGAGUUCGACAUGGGUAUCUUGGACGAGAAAGGAUCUGAGAUACAAGGCCGUUAUGGAGACACCAUGCCACAAUCCCUCUACCGUGACAACUUCCCCGGUGUCUCACGUCUUCUCCAGAAUAUGCCCAGCCUUCAGAAGUUGGACUUGCACAUGUAUCAGACCCUUGAAUACGAGGCAUAUGACGGAGGCUCAAGGCUUCAUUACUACGAGGCGGUCUUCAAGCAUAUUGUAGACGCAAAGCUCCAGUUUCGCCAGCUUAAAACUCUGAUCCUUCGGGGACUCUUUCUUGACGCCGAAGACCUGCUUACCUUCAUGAGGCAUCAUUCAAGAAUUGAGAGACUGGAAUUGCAUAACGCCAUCCUUGGACCCCGUCCCGGUUACUCAGGCUGGAACAAUGUCUUGACAACCCUGUGCCGCAGCGCGGUACACCACGGCACGUCAUUGUCCAGCGUAUUUUGCUCGGGCCUGUAUAAUACCAGUCGUACGUUUCGUGGGCAAUGGGGCCACCCGCACAAUCUACUGAGGAGCCAUGAAGAGUUAAAAGGUCAAUGGGUGGAACGAUGGUGGCUUAGGAGCCGCCAAGGGAGGCCAGUACUAUGGACUCGCGAGGUUCUGAGAGAUGAAUUUGAGCAUGAGAAUGCAUUCGGGGAGGAAGGAGGUGCUCAAGGAGCGAAGAACACUGUCCAGUGGACUCCACCUGCUGGACUUCCUAUGGAGGAGCUGCGGGUUUUGCAGGAGGAAGAAUAUGGAAGGACGUAUGGUUAGGGAUAGGAUAGGAGCGCUAUUUACUAUCUAAACGAUUUUGCUCAGGC
Messenger RNA from Fusarium oxysporum Fo47, 1528 nucleotides. RefSeq lists its product as uncharacterized. Lineage: Eukaryota; Fungi; Ascomycota; Sordariomycetes; Hypocreales; Nectriaceae. The record is from RefSeq and is a predicted model, not a curated record. The transcript has a single exon. The coding region runs from base 60 to 1481 and encodes 473 amino acids.